Talaromyces stipitatus ATCC 10500 is the source of this 1113-nucleotide messenger RNA. RefSeq lists its product as uncharacterized. The coding region runs from base 1 to 1113 and encodes 370 amino acids. The record is from RefSeq and is a predicted model, not a curated record. The transcript has 4 exons. Lineage: Eukaryota; Fungi; Ascomycota; Eurotiomycetes; Eurotiales; Trichocomaceae.
AUGACGGUAAAAUCCUCGCUACUUCAGAUAAACUUGUGUCGGCAUUUGUCCCAGAACAAGUCCUCUAUCAUGGAGACUGUCGUAUCAUUAUGUACAAGAGCAUUAGAUUAUCCUGAUGUACCACUGCUGAUCAGUUCAACGAAAUUCAUCAUCAAUAUUAUACUUAAUCUCUUGAUCAUAUCGAAGUUUCAUGUUGGUUCCUUCACCCCAGCCGUUAAUAUGCAGGCCUUGAUUAGGCUUGCUUGCGAUAUGGCCUCCGCAUUCUCCGGACUUAUGGAUCUCAUUUUCAUCACAUUCAGUUUGCGGCGGCCUCCUCGUGAGACCACGGUUUGGGGAUUGGUCUUCGUGUUCCUUCCCUAUAAACCAACAGUGACCUUCGCAGCCUUGAAAAAUAUUGCGAGAACCAGUGUUUACACUUUUACGGAAUCUGCUAAUCGAAACGCCGUCUACAUUUGGCUCGUCAAUCGAAUCAUUUUGCUUGGAGAAAACUAUGCCACGGCAUGGGGCUUCUUUAAUACAAUUGGAUGGUGUCUUAUUAUGGUUCCAAUCCAAACUCUUGAGGCAUCCAUGUUAACGUUUGUCUGGGGAAAGUGGCGAGCCCUUGUGAGUGUUGAGAUUCGUUACCCUAAAGCAUCCAGAGCUGAGAUAUUGGUGGUUAUUUGUAUUGCUCUUUCUACCCACGGUAUACAGUCUUUCGCCUAUUUUCUAUCCGGCUCUAAAAUAGUUGCUCAAAUCACGCAAUUGAUGUGGAAGACCAUAGAUCGGGCAUACAUUUUCUACGCUUUAGACUAUCGAGUUGCCGCCAUUCUUCUUGCAGCAUGCCCUCGUUCGUAUUUCCACCAGGCCCUUGAUUCAAACAUCCUCUGGAUGCUACCCUGGGCUAUAGUCGCUACUAAAGUUUUGUUUCCAGAAGCUACCGCAUGGACCUACUAUGCCAUUGUUUUCGGUGAUGCUCUAGUCUUUGAUUUUAUUGAUGUCAGCAUCACUCUACUAAUUUGGGCUUUUCAAUUGUCGAAGGGAAAAUCAAAGUUAAUAUCAUAUGACGAGUUAUGCUAUAGCAUCAAUCACAGGUGGCAUUGGCUGAUAUUGAACUUACAGGUACACCUAUUGUGA